Molecule: messenger RNA, 1650 nt
Organism: Nymphalis io (European peacock)
Lineage: Eukaryota; Metazoa; Arthropoda; Insecta; Lepidoptera; Nymphalidae
Exons: 3
Coding region: 97-1650 (517 amino acids)
Source: RefSeq, a predicted model, not a curated record
GGAAAUUUAAAAUUUUUGUCACAUCUCAGAGCUAUUUAUAAUCAUAUGUAACAGUUUUUACGUUGAAAUAGUUAAUUUAAUAUAAUUUAAAAAGUGAUGGAGCCCCAAAAGAAACGUGAUGAAGAAUAUCCCUUGCUAAAAGUGGAUGCUGGAGGAGGGGAUGGUAAAAUCCGAAAUGCCGUUCCAGCUACCAUCAUGGCGCCUGGGUGGAAUAUUACAUGCACACCUAAGCAGUCCUGGUGUACUCGUUGGCCAGAAUUUGUUUCAGCUUUCUGGAUGACUUUAAUUUUACUAGCGAUUUCUUUUUUAGUAUUUUAUGCUUUAGGAAUGAGUGCUUAUAGACGACAGCCAAUUGUUAUUGUUAGAUGCAAUGACACGAAUACCAAGCCAGGAAGCGACGUAUUCUACCAUCAUAUUACAGCCAGAGAUGCUUAUGUACCAUUCAUGUUUUAUUCUGAAUAUCUAUCUUUCAUGGCAUCGCGGUAUCCAUCUUUGCGCUUUCACGUAUAUUUUCUGAUUGACGAUUCUUGGCAGCUAUUUCGAGAAUCAAGAUAUCCCAAUCCUAGACUUUUAAAAAGAAUCGUACCACGCGUCACUGAUCCAUUUAAUACGAUUCAUAACCAAAACAAACGAGAAAUAGAGGAUUUUCAAAAGAAGUAUCAAAAUGUAAAUAUCAGUGUGAUGAACUUGAGCAAGUAUAUGGCAAUGACACCAUUAAAAUAUAAAUGGAAAUUGAUCCCUCAAAACUACUUGUCUUUUUAUGCCAGGGUAUAUGAAAUUUGGCAGAAUGGUGGCAUUGGAUUCGAUCUGACAACGUUCAAUAAUCUUUACACUAACAACAAACAAUUAGAUCAAAGGAUUGACACAAUUUUAAAACAACACAAUGAUGGUUUUGAAUUAGAGAAAUAUGAAAAUGUCUUGGAGUCUAUAGACAACGAUGAACAGAAAGAAUUAUAUUCUAUGUUUUUUAAUUUAAUCGAUCACAUUUUAAACGAGACUCGUUUAUUUUUUGAUACUGAUUUGACAACUAACGUUACUAUCUUAGGAAGCAGUCCUUUAAUAAGAACUCAUAGAAACAAACGUGAUAUUGGUAAUCCUGGUAGUGCAUUUAAUGUUACAAAAAGUAAUAUUACCUCAAGUAAUAAUGACAUUCAUACGGUUGGCGAUGUAGUUCGAAAUUAUUCUAUGAUACCAAAUAAUGUAAGCAUUGAGGUGAAAGUUAAUAACGGAAGUGUAUUAAAUACUACGAACACUACUGUCGAAUCUCCAAAUCAUAAUAAUUUAAAAAUGACAAACAGCUCAGGAUAUCGAAGCGAGAUUCCUCAAGUUUUAUUAUUUUACGAUAUUUCUGGAUUUUCUGACGAAUCUGGCCCUACUUAUUUCUUACCAAAACCAAUUAAAUCUGGUGAAGCUGUUAAAACCGUUACAGCAUCAAAUCAGAAGAGAUAUUAUCUAUCAUUAAGUCAGGAUGGUUACUUUGUAGCAGCUUCAUCACGACAUCACCCAUUCCUAGCUCAAUUAUUUUCUUCUAGUUGUCACAGACUUAAUCCAAGAUACGCUAUUAAAGACACGCUUUUAAGUCAAUGCUCUGGAUUUUUAAGAGACGACAUCUAUUGCGAAAACAUUCGUGUUAUUUAUAAUAUUAUUUAA